AUGAGAAAAAAGAUAUAUUUAGAAGAACAAAAACAACUUGAAUCGUUAGAAAAGCAUUACGAGACUGACCGUAGCACAUUCUUUAAAAUCACCUCGAGCAUUCGUAAGAAAAAAGAAGUAAGCAUUCAAGGGCUAGAGGUGGACAGAACCUUAAUAUACGAUCCAAAAGAAGUUCUGUCUGUGUGGAAAAAGCACUACAGUGAUUUGUUUACACCUAAAACAAAUCCUAAGUACGAUGAAGAGUUUCGAAGGUUUGUGGAGGCAAAGAUAACAGAGUAUGAGAGUGAAAGUUUUAAUGCAGAAAAUGAUCCGUUAGACAAUACAUUUACAGAACAUGAAGUGCUAGACGUUUGUUCCAAGUUGCCAAAUGGAAAGGUAUCCGGACCUGAUGGUUUAACGUACGAACACAUAAAACAUGCAGGAAUCACCUUGGCACCUAAAUUGACUAGAAUCUUUAACGCACUCAGAGAAUUUGAAAUAGUCUCUGAUAGUUUUGUUCUUGGAGAUAUAAUAUCAUUAUUUAAAGGUGGGAAAAAAAAUCGAUUGAACAAAGAUCACUAUAGAGGCAUAACGCUCUUAAAUGUUAUCGGGAAAAUUUUUGAACGACUCGCAUUGCAACGUUGGUUACCUGUCUUUGAAACCUGGAGCGUACCGAAUCCAUUGCAGUUUGCUUAUCAAAAAAAUAAUUCUUGCAUAAAUGCAAGUUUUGUUCUCCAGGAAGCAGUUGCGCACAAUGUAGAACGUGGGAGCAAAGUUUACUGUUUGAUACGGUAUGGAUUGACGGACUGUUUUUCAAAUUGUACAAUAAUGGUAUGAAUGGUAAAUCGUGGCGACUGCUGCGUAAUUGGUAUAAGAGACAAACAAGCAGAGUUCGAGCGAAUGGUCUGAUAUCAGAGAAAUUUCCUGUACAGCAAGGUGUGCGCCAAGGAGGAGUAUUAUCACCUUGGUUAUUUCUAUGUUUUAAUAAUGACAUUCCGCAAAUUCUCAUCAAACAUUGUAGCAUGCUAACAGUGAACUCUAUUCCUUGUAAUCCAGUUAUGGUGGCUGAUGAUAUAACAAUUCUUUCGACUAGGGUCAAAGGAUUACAAGAACAGCUUGAUACUCUGGAAUCCUACAGCUGUCGUCGGCGAUUCGACUUUAACACAAGGAAAACCAUUGCAGUUACAUUUGGAGAAACCACCAGGACAUUCAACAAGAAUAAUGCAACAAGGAACUGGAAGUUAUACAAUGCUAAAGUAG
Messenger RNA from Paramuricea clavata, 1239 nucleotides. The record is from the annotation of a GenBank genome assembly. NCBI's taxonomy places the organism in Eukaryota, Metazoa, Cnidaria, Anthozoa, Malacalcyonacea, Plexauridae.